Molecule: messenger RNA, 2157 nt
Organism: Closterium sp. NIES-65
Lineage: Eukaryota; Viridiplantae; Streptophyta; Zygnematophyceae; Desmidiales; Closteriaceae
Source: the annotation of a GenBank genome assembly
AUGGACGUGGACGUGGACGUGGUCGUGGACGUGGACGUGGACCUGGACGUGGACCGGGACGUGGACGUGGACGUGGUCGUGGACGUCGACGUGGACGUGGACGUGGUCGUGGACGUUAACGUGGAUGUGGACGUGGACGUGGACCUGGACGUGGACGUGGACGUGGACCUGGACGUGGACUUGGACGUGGACGUCGACUUAGAUGUGGUCGUGGACGUGGAUGUGGAGGUUGUCGUGGACGUGGACGUGGACGUGGUCGUGGACAUGGACGUCGACGUGGACGUGGACAUGGACCUGGUCGUGGAUGUAGACAUGAACGUGGUCGUGGACGUGGACGUGGUCGUGGAUGUAAACGUAGAUGUGGACGUGGGCGUGGACGUGGACGUGGACGUGGAUCUGGACGUGGUCGUGGACGUGGUCGUGGACGUGGACGUGGACGUGGUCGUGGACGUGGACGUCGACGUGGUCGUGGACGUGGACGUGGACGUGGUCGUGGACGGGAACAUGGACGUGGUCGUGGACGUGGACGUGGACGUGGACAAGGACUUGGACGUGCACGUGGACGUGGACGUGGGCGUGGACAUGGACGUGGACGUGGACGUGAACGUGUUCGUGGACGUGGACGUGGACGUGGACGUGGAUUUGGAUGUGGACGUGGAUUUGGACGUGGACGUGGACAUGGACGUGGACCUGGACGUGGACAUGGAUGUGGACGUGGACGUGCACGUGGACGUGGACGUGGACGAUGACGUGGACGUGGACUUGGACGUGGACGUGCACGUGGACGUGGACUUAGACGUGGACGUGGUCGUGGACGUGGACGUGGACGUGGACUUGGACGUGGUCGUGGACAUGGACGUGGACGUCGACAUGGCCAUGGACGUGGACAUGGUCGUGGACGUGGACGUGGACGUAGACGUGGACAUGGACGUGGUCGUGGACGAGGACGUGGACGUGGACGUGGACGUGGACGUGGACGUGGACCUGGACAUGGACGUGGACGUGGACGUGGUCGUGGACGUGGACGUGGUCGUGGACGUGGACGUGGACGUAGUCGUGGACGUGGACGUGGACGUGGACGUGGUCGUGGACGUGGACGUGGACGUGGACGUGGACGUGGAAGUGGACGUGGUCGUGGACGUGGACGUGGUCGUGGACGUGGACCUGGACGUGGACGUGGACGUGGACGUGGAGGACGUGGACGUGGACGUGGUCGUGGACGUGGACGUGGACGUGGACGUGGAGGACGUGGACGUGGACUUGGAGGACGUGGAUGUGGACGUGGACCUGGACGUGGACGUGGACGUCUACGUAGACGUGGUCGUGGACGUGGACGUGGCAUGGACGUGGACGUGGACGUGGACGGACAUGGACGUGGAUGUGGAGGACGUGGACGUGGACGUGGUCGUGGACGUGGACGUGGACCUGGACGUGGACGUGGGCUUGGACGUGGACGUGGACGUGGACGUGGACGUGGUCAUGGACGUGGACGUGGUCUUGGACGUGGACGUGGUCAUGGACGUGGACGUGGACGUGGACGUGGAAGUGGACGUCGACGUGGACGUCGACGUGGACGUGGACGUGGACAUAGACGUGGUCGUGGAUGUGGACCUGGACGUGGACGUGGACGUGGACAUGGAGGACGUGGACGUGGACGUGGACGUGGUCGUGGACGUGGACGUAGACGUGGACGUGGAGGACGUGGACGUGGACGUGGAGGACGUGGACGUGGACGUGGACCUGGAGGACGUGGACGUGGACGUGGACGUGGACGUCGACGUGGACCGGGACGUGGACGUGGACUUGGACGUGGACGUGGACGUGGACGUGGUUGUGGACGUGGACGUGGACGUGGACGUGGACCUGAACGUGGACGUGGACUCGGACGUCGUGGACGUGGACGUGGACGUGGACAUGGACGUGGACGUAGACCUGGACGUGGACGUGGACGUGGACGUGGACCUGGACGUGGACGUGGACGUGGUCGUGGACGUGGACGUGGUUGUGUACGUGGACGUGGACGUGGUCAUGGACGUGGUCGUGGACGUGGUCGUGGACGUGGACGUGGACGUAGACGUGGAGGCGGACGUGGACGUGGACAUAGACGUGGACGUGGUCGUGGACGUGGACGUGGACGUGGUCGUGGACGUGGACUAA